AAACUGAAUAUGAGUACAUCACUCCAAAUUCUUGUUUAACAUUAAACCUCAAAGAUUCUACGCUUUUCAAAGAAUAUUCGGGUCAAUUCUCCACAAGUGUCUAUCUCAGAGUAGUUGUUCCUGAUCCAGAUCUAUUAGAUCAACAUGAAAAUUUAAUCAGUAUGUUUGGCCCACUUAAAAAAAUUUCAAUUCUAGUUCGAUCAAUUGUAGUUCAAUCAAUUAAAGUCCGAUCAAUGCUGUUUAAUAAUAAUUAAAUUUACCCAGAGCAUGAACUUGCAGAUGAUAUUUUGAGGUGUGGAUCGGUAAUGAAAGAAUUAGUACUUUCUUACAAACACACACUAAAAACAGUAAUAUACAACUUUGGUAAAUUUUUGCCUCAGGAUUUCACUUAUAAAAUAUUGUUACAACGUUGGAAAAGAUGCAAUCACUUGGAAAUAUAUAGAACUGAUCCCCAAUGUCUUUUCUCAGAUGAAUAUGUUGGUUAUACUUUAGCUGGGUUAACAAAAUUAGAAUUGAAAGGAGUGAAACUGUCGAAACUUGAAUAUGAUGUGUCAAAACUAAUCAAUUUAAAACACUUCAAAUUGGAGAUAAAUACUUGGUCCACAUUGGAAAACAUCAAAUUUCCUAACAGUAUAAAAUAUUUGGAUAUAUCAUUCAAUUAUAUUACAAAUAUAAAUAAUUGGUUAUUUCCAAAUAACUUGGUUACUUUGAAAUUAGAUAAAAAUGAAAUAAAUGCAUUUGAAAAUUUGAAUGGGUGUGAAAAUCUAGUUCAGCUAGAUCUUGGUUGCAAUUCUAUUUUAAAUAUUGAUGAUGUAUCCCAAUUCAAAAAAUUAAGGUGUCUCUAUUUGCAAUCAAGUUCUAUCAAAUGUAUCACAAAUUUGAACUCAUUAAACUUGGAAGAAUUGUAUCUCAAUAACAACUUGAUUAAAAAUAUUCAAACUCUCAAAAACUUGUCAAAUUUAAAAGUUUUAAAUUUAUCUAACAACUUUAUCCAGAGAAUUGGGAAGCGUUUUGAUGAUUCUGUUAACUUUGUUAGCUUUGAAACAUUAAUGAUAAACGCCAAUAGCAUUGGAUUAUCUGAAGAUUUUCACACCAAAUUAUUCAAUUUUAUAACAACAAAUUUGGCCAGUAACAAAAUAACAAAGAUCGAGAAUUGGAAUAGCUUGACAAACUUGGCUGUGUUAAAUUUGUCAAGAAAUAAAAUCAAUAAAAUUGAAAAUUUGGAGCUAAUGAAAAAUUUAAAUUGUGUAGAUUUACCUUAUAAUAAAAUUGAAAACUAGGACCAUUUACUGAGUCUCGUAGUUUGCGAUUUUUCAUCCAAUCAAAUAAAAGUAAUUAAAAAAAAUUAAAUCACUUGGUAACUUAACCACUAUCAAUUUAUCAUAUAACCAAAUUACCAAAAUGCGGAAUUUGAAAUGGUUCAACAACUUGAACUACUUGGACUUAUCA
Ascoidea rubescens DSM 1968 is the source of this 1449-nucleotide messenger RNA. RefSeq names its product L domain-like protein. The record is from RefSeq and is a predicted model, not a curated record. Lineage: Eukaryota; Fungi; Ascomycota; Saccharomycetes; Ascoideales; Ascoideaceae. The transcript has a single exon. The coding region runs from base 306 to 1280 and encodes 324 amino acids. Gene Ontology annotation, molecular function: protein binding.